UCCUCCAUCUCCCAUCCACCAUCAUCCACUCUUCACAACCUGCUACUCCUGUUCCUUUCUUUCUCUCACAGUGUUUCUGACCCCCAGUACCAUCACGUUACAGCCACAGCGCUCCCAUAUCGCUCUCUGCGGCAAUGCUAUCCACAUCCUCCGGGUCGUGGCCCCAGCAUUCAUCUACCGCAACCACUGCCUUCAACGCCGUACCCGCCAGACGCACCCUCAACCAGCCCGGACCCGUUCCACCGCAGAUGGCUCAACCACAACCUACCCCGAAGAACAAAGUCGACUGGUCCAAGGCAGUCCGUGAUUAUGUGCAACGUGCGUUCGCGCAAGAGAACAACGUCGCAGGCGUGUCGCGAGAGGAAGUCCAAGAAAAAUUGAAACAAGUCAUCACCGCGGUCGCUGAGAAGGGGAUGAUGGACGACGUGGACUGGGCGAACCAUCCUCUCCCCCAGCAAUUCGUGCUACAAGACAGGAGGAGGGCCCUAGGUGUAGACGGGCAGCAGAACGCGUGGCCCACCCUCGCGUCACACCUCGCUGACACGUUGAAUGGACACACUAACAACUUAUCAUUAUCUCCCUCUUCCAAGAAACGCAAGUCUACCGAUGCAUCGCUGACGGAACACCCCGACGACUCGGUACCGCCUUGGAGGAAGACUAACAACCGCAAUAUAUUCGAAGACCGCAUCACAUACGCCAAUCAAGGCCAGGCCAAUCGUGUCGACAAGAAACAGCGCAAGAACAAGGAAAAAGACAAUUUCAUCAACUGUAAGUUCUCGCCAGCCGAGUUGGAAAAGCGCAGGCAGCGAUUCGGGAAUAUUUCCACGGACGUCACACCUCCUUGGGCAUCCCCACGGACCGAUCCCGACGCUGAACUGAAGUCUGGCCCGGUGGUUGGCACAUGCCAAGAAUUGGAAAAACGAUACUUUCGUUUGACUGCCCCCCCGAAGCCUGAAACUGUCCGUUCUUUGCCCGUACUAGAGCAAACUCUGGCACUCCUGAAGCAGAAAUGGCGAGACGAGAAGAACUACGGCUACAUCUGUGACCAAUUCAAGUCUCUACGGCAGGACCUGACUGUCCAACACAUCAGGAGCGCGUUUACCGUUGAUGUGUAUGAAAUACACGCCAGGAUUGCUCUCGAAAAGGGGGAUUUGGGUGAGUAUAACCAGUGCCAGACUCAGCUGCGGGCGCUGUAUUCGCAGAACCUGGGAGGGCACCCAGAGGAGUUCCUGGCUUAUCGUAUCCUCUAUUUCAUUCACACGUGCAACCGAACCGACAUGAACGACAUGUUGGCAGACUUAACCCCUACAGACAAGAACGACCCCGCUGUCAAGCACGCACUGGCAGUCCGCUCUGCGCUGGCUUUGGGCAAUUACCAUAGGUUUUUCAGACUAUAUAUUGACUAUCCCAAUCUGGGGGGCUAUUUGAUGGACAAAUUCGUUGAUCGCGAGCGUGUCGCUGCUCUCGCUAAUAUGUGCAAAGCGUAUAAACCCUUUGUCAAGUUAAGCUUCCUCUCUUUCGAACUCGGGUUUGAAAACGAUCGUGCUUGUCUCGAUUUCCUCGUCGAAAAGCAAGCCCAGCACCUGAUCCAGGACAUGAAUGAAGGACUCUGUUUCCAGACAGGCAAAGCUGGGAUGAUGUUCGACCAGCUGCGAGCCCAAGCAUUCGCCAAAAUAGACAUUAAAGGACAAAUAUAAGCCGUCUGAAACGACGUGGUAGGGUGUCAUGCACCUUGCCGCAUGUGCUUUUGUUCUUCCUUUACGACCGUCCUUCAAUUUUGUUCAUAUCUCGAUACGAAUUCUCUCUGCGGCGACUCAGCGAGUUUACAAGUCUUCCCCCGACGGUCAGCUCCAACUAUCAGCUUUACUUUCGUCUCCGCCUUCACUACUUACUGCCCGCUGCUACUGCAUUACUUGGACUCGAUUUGGCCUUGUUUCCGAGCCUGCCAAGCGGCAGCUUCGUUUCGGCAGGCUUCCACCGGCCGGAUCGUGGGGUUGCCAGAAGCUUCCUCGGCCGCGUCCAAAACGUUUC
Molecule: messenger RNA, 2031 nt
Organism: Mytilinidion resinicola
Lineage: Eukaryota; Fungi; Ascomycota; Dothideomycetes; Mytilinidiales; Mytilinidiaceae
Product: SAC3/GANP domain-containing protein
Exons: 3
Coding region: 135-1697 (520 amino acids)
Cellular component (GO): nucleus
Source: RefSeq, a predicted model, not a curated record